AUGAAGAAAAUAAUAUCAAAAAGAGAAAGAGAAGACAAUGGAAAUGAUGUUGUAUUAUAUCUAACAGAGAAAGCAGAGAUGGAAAAAGGAAUGAGGGGGAAAGUAUUUGAACUGAAAAAGGCAGAGCAAGAGGUAGAGAGAAGCAGACUAGAGAGCAAACUGAGCAGACUCAAAAUAAUUAUACUUGAACACCAAAGUAACCUGUUCAAAUCACUAAUAGAACAACAACAACAGAACCAGCAACAAUCACAAGCAAUACAAAUGAUGCUGCUGCAGCAGCAACAGCAACAAACUCAAGCAUUUAUGGCUAUGCUCGAAAAACUUACAAAGUAA
This is a messenger RNA of Paramuricea clavata, 333 nucleotides long. Lineage: Eukaryota; Metazoa; Cnidaria; Anthozoa; Malacalcyonacea; Plexauridae. The record is from the annotation of a GenBank genome assembly.